Messenger RNA from Phyllostomus hastatus (greater spear-nosed bat), 2140 nucleotides. It is a transcript of the gene GPKOW, whose product is annotated as G-patch domain and KOW motifs. Gene Ontology annotation, molecular function: nucleic acid binding. Gene Ontology annotation, cellular component: spliceosomal complex. Gene Ontology annotation, biological process: mRNA splicing, via spliceosome. Bases 472 to 1929 code for a protein of 485 amino acids. The transcript is spliced from 13 exons. NCBI's taxonomy places the organism in Eukaryota, Metazoa, Chordata, Mammalia, Chiroptera, Phyllostomidae. The record is from RefSeq and is a predicted model, not a curated record.
GGGCUGGCAGCCAGGUGAGCGCGCGCGCACGGGCGCUCAGAACGUGUCGCUGGCGGCUGUGUGUCCACCCGGAUCACUCUGGGUCAUGGAGCCGCGUGCGGGGGACACCACGGACCCUAGGGGGAGCAGAGGAGGCCGCCGCGCUCCCAAGCGGGCCAGCCCCAGCGCUCGGCAGCUCCUGUCGCGGCUGGACGCGCGCCCCCUGGCGGCCCGAGCUGCGGCCGACGUGGCGGCGCUGGUUCGCAGGGCGGGCGCCACAUUGCGCCUGCGCCCCAAGGAAGGGUGCGACGCAGUUCUAUGAAGUAAAGGAGCGACACUUACUUCCCACGUCCCAGUAACCGCCUCCGUCUGUCAGAUGCCGCAAUGUUUUAUGGGAAAAGUAGUUCUAGAGCUCGUCUUUCGGCCCCCAGCAAACUUAGCCGAAACUGAACUUCCCAACAAGCCUUGCACCCGCCUGGGAAGAGAGGCAAGAUGGCGGAACGCGAAGAAGGUGUUUUGCGGUCGGCUGGACACUCCACUGCCCCAGUUUCGUUCACCUUCAGUCGCACUGCCGCCCGAAAACGGCUGGCAGACCGUGGAGUCGGCAUGGGUGCGGCUCCAGAAGAGAAGGAUUUCUUGAGGACUGUGGAAGGGAGAAAAUUGCAGAGUGUGAAUCCCGCAGAAGCCCCCAAGGAACUCGUCAUCCCUUUGAUCCAGAGUGGCUCUCGAAGACAGCCACCAACCCAGGCCCCUGGCCCAUCCACAGAUGUGGAGGCCAGGGCAGAUGGGAUGCUUUCCCAGGCUGUGAAGGAGCUCAUUGAGGAAUCCAAGAAGUCUCUGGAGGAGAUAGAGAAUGCAGGUGUCGACCCCACGCUCGCUAUCCCUAUGAUCCAGAAAAGAUGUACCCCCAACGAGGAAGGGUCAGACAGCGAGCCCCAGGCUGAGACAGUGCCCAAGGAGGCCGAUUACGAGGCAGUCCCUGUGGAGGCAUAUGGGCUGGCCAUGUUGCGGGGCAUGGGCUGGAAACCUGGCCAAGGCAUCGGCCGAACCUUCAGUCAAGUAGUGAAGCCUCGUGUCAACUCACUGAGGCCUAAAGGGUUAGGGCUGGGCGCCAGCCUGACUGAGGUCCAGGCCCUGGCCUCCAGUGGCCCCCACCGCCUGCCAAAGCCAGAUGAGGAACAAGAGAAAGAUAAGGAAGACCAGUGUCAAGGACUGGUUCCUGGAGGAGCUGUGGUGGUUCUUUCUGGCCCUUACCGAGGCCUCUAUGGGAAGGUGGAAGGCCUUGACCCUGACAAUGUUAGAGCCAUGGUUCGUUUGGCUGUGGGGAGCCGCAUGGUGACUGUUAGUGAGUACUGCCUACAGCCUAUCUCCCAGAAGGAAUUUGACAAGAACUCCUUGGAUCUCAGCCAGGUGAGCAAAACUUCUCCAGGGCAAAAGAAUGGAACACCCUCAUCGUCACUAAAGGCCUUCCAGAAUCAGGACCCCCCCACCCAGCGGAGAACAGAAGAGAGGAAGCGGAAACGCCUUCCAGACCGGCAAGACAGGCCUCCAUCCAAGAGUGAGAAAGUGGCCUCCAGGAGACAACACUGGUUGCACAGGGACCUGCGUGUGCGGUUUGUGGAUAAACUGCAUAAGGGUGGGCAGUAUUACAACACCAAGAUGACAAUCGAAGAUGUCCUCAGCCCAGAUACUUGUGUAUGUCGGACAGAUGAAGGCCAGGUCCUGGAAGGUAUCAGGGAAAACAUGCUGGAGACCCUCAUCCCCAAGGUCCAGGGCAAACAGGUGAUGGUAGUGCUGGGACCACAGGCUGGAAGGGUGGGCCGUCUGCUGGGCUGGGACAGAGAGCAGAGCCAGGCUGUGGUUCAGCUGCGGAGAGAGAAUCGACUGGUAGAGCUUCACUAUGAUGCUGUCUGCGAGUACAGGGGCCCCAGUGACUCAGAUGAAGACUGAUCCAUGGACUCAUUCAGUUCCCCAGGCAGUUACCAGUUCUGUACAGUGUAAAAAACCCAUGUUUGUGAAGGUGGGGAGGCCAUUGUCCACCCUGUACUUGGAGUGCAGCCCUGGGACAGGGACAGGGCACAAAAUGGAUAGACCAGAGGGAGGCUGGAAACAAACCUAGUACUUACCAGCAGUUAGUAUAAAAUAAAAACCAUUUCAAAUA